AUGAUUGGAAUGUUUUAUUUUAUUGUCAAACGAGGAGUUACUUGUCUCAUGGCAUUGGUUUUCCUUUUACAAUUAAAAUGUUUCUCAGAAAUUAUCAAUAUUGGAUUAGCCGUUUACAGACUUUAUGAUUUGCCGUGGUUUAGAGCACUUUCGUGGUAUUUUUUGUUGACUAGCGAUUAUUUCUUUUUUGGAGAAAGUCUAAUUGAUUAUUGGGGGCUUGUAUUACGUAAAGAUAGAUUUCUUUUUGCAUUAAUUGUUCAUCAUCGACUAAUAAGUUUUGUUUUGUAUUGUUUUGGAUUUAUUUGGUUUGUUCUCUCGUUACAAAAAGGAUUUUAUUUGAGACAAUUUUCAUUGUUUGCUUGGACGCAUGUUACUUUAUUAAUAAUUGUUAGCCAGUCAUUUUUAAUAAUCCAAAAUUUGUUUCAAGGAUUAAUUUGGUUCCUAGUCCCCGUUUCAAUGAUUAUUUGCUGUGAUAUAAUGAGUUAUAUGUUCGGAUUUUUCUUUGGCAAAACUCCAUUAAUCAAAAUUUCACCAAAGAAAACUUGGGAAGGAUUUAUUGGUGGUGCUUUUAGUACAAUACUUUUUGGACUUGUGCUUUCCCACUUUAUGAUGGAAAAUCCAUUGUUUGUCUGCCCAGUAGAGUCUUACUAUCAAGACAAUUUAAAUUGCACAAUUCCACUAUCAUUUCAAUACAGAGAAUUCGAAGCUCCUCGCCCCUUCUCUUUUCUGUUCCGAUUAUUCCGCCAACAACCAAUUGUUAGAUUUAAACCUUUUCUUUUCCAUUCUGUGGUAAUGGCUCUUUUUGCUUCCUUAAUUGGACCAUUUGGAGGAUUUUUUGCUAGUGGAUUUAAAAGGGCGUUUAAAAUAAAGGAUUUUGGCGACAUAAUUCCGGGUCAUGGCGGUUUAAUGGACAGAUUUGAUUGCCAAUUACUCAUGGGAACAUUUGUGAAUGUUUAUAUAUCUUCUUUUAUUAGAUCCCCAAACCCUCACAAAAUUGUCCAACAAAUUUUGUGGCUAACAAAUGAUGAACAAUUGGCAGUUUAUAAUUCCCUACAAGAGCAGCUAAUAUCAAGUGGACUAAUUCCUCCAAGUUAA
Meloidogyne enterolobii is the source of this 1095-nucleotide messenger RNA. Lineage: Eukaryota; Metazoa; Nematoda; Chromadorea; Rhabditida; Meloidogynidae. The record is from the annotation of a GenBank genome assembly.